This is a messenger RNA of Onychostoma macrolepis, 2334 nucleotides long. RefSeq names its product mitogen-activated protein kinase kinase 2a (gene map2k2a). The record is from RefSeq and is a predicted model, not a curated record. The transcript is spliced from 11 exons. Gene Ontology annotation, biological process: protein phosphorylation. Gene Ontology annotation, molecular function: ATP binding; protein kinase activity. Bases 401 to 1594 code for a protein of 397 amino acids. NCBI's taxonomy places the organism in Eukaryota, Metazoa, Chordata, Actinopteri, Cypriniformes, Cyprinidae.
CUUCUGUUUUCGCGGGUCCUCCGGGCCAAACAAUUUCGGACAGCAUUUGGCGGUCGGUCCUGUGGCUGCGAACGACAGGCCUGACUUGUCUUUUGCCGCCUUUUGUCUGUGGGAGCGCUCUCGAGUCAGAGGCCGUCUCGAAGAGACAUUCCAGCGAUGAACGCGCUUAAAUAAACCGCAUUUCUUUCACUUUUGCGCCUAUGGCACUCGCUCUUUCCACUUGACACCUAAAUAUUAUUUGGUACAGCUUCUGGAGGCAUGAUAGGGUGUUGAAAUUAGGGGCUUACGAAUCUCAGAAACUUCUAUAGGCACAACUGCAAGGGUUUGUGUAGCAAUUUGAAGGAUUGGAUGUCAGCAGAGACAACCUGGUUGUUCUCUUUGAAAUAGGUAACAGGCAACUAUGGCACCAAAAAGAAGACCGGUCCCCUUGAUUAUAACCCCCACAGGAGAAGGACAGUCAACCAACAUAGAUGCAGCAGCAGAGGCCAAUCUGGAGGCCUUGCAGAGGAAGUUAGGGGAGCUGGAUUUGGAUGAACAGCAGAGGAAGCGGCUUGAGGCUUUCCUCACCCAGAAAGCCCAAGUGGGCGAGCUCAAAGAUGAAGAUUUUGACCCCAUAUGUGAACUUGGGGCAGGUAAUGGUGGGGUGGUCCACAAAGUCCGUCACAAACCCUCAAGACUGGUCAUGGCCAGGAAGCUUAUUCAUUUGGAAAUCAAACCAGCCAUCAGGAACCAGAUCAUACGAGAGCUGCAGGUCCUACAUGAGUGUAAUUCGCCAUACAUUGUAGGGUUUUACGGCGCCUUUUACAGCGAUGGAGAAAUCAGCAUCUGUAUGGAGCACAUGGAUGGAGGUUCUUUGGAUCAAGUGCUGAAGGAAGCCAGGAGAAUCCCUGAAGAAAUUUUGGGCAAAGUUAGCAUAGCUGUACUCCGAGGUCUGGCGUAUCUUCGGGAGAAACACCAAAUAAUGCACAGAGACGUAAAGCCCUCCAACAUCCUGGUGAACUCGCGCGGCGAGAUCAAACUGUGCGACUUUGGUGUGAGUGGCCAGCUCAUCGACUCCAUGGCCAACUCCUUCGUUGGAACACGGUCGUACAUGUCGCCGGAGAGACUCCAGGGCACACACUAUUCAGUUCAGUCGGAUGUGUGGAGCAUGGGCCUAUCACUGGUUGAGCUGGCUAUUGGACGCUACCCCAUCCCCCCUCCUGAUGCCAAGGAACUGGAGGCCAUAUUUGGCCGGCCAGUGCUGGACACAGGUGGGGCAGAAGGCCACAGCAUGUCCCCGAGACCAAGGCCUCCAGGACGACCGGUUAGCGGACAUGGAAUGGACAGCAGGCCAGCCAUGGCUAUAUUUGAGCUACUGGACUACAUUGUCAAUGAGCCACCACCCAAGCUGCCCCAUGGCGUCUUCACCACUGACUUUGAGGAGUUUGUGACAAAAUGCCUCAUGAAGAAUCCUGCUGACAGAGCUGACCUUAAGAUGCUAAUGGGCCACACGUUCAUCAAGCGGGCCGAGGUUGAGGAGGUGGAUUUUGCUGGAUGGUUGUGUAAAACCAUGGGCCUUCACCAGCCCAGCACACCCACUCAUAGUGCUGAAUGAACGCUGGCUCACAGCGUAGCCACCCAUGUCAUCCUCAUCCUCUGCUCUACUUCUCUCCUUUUUGCUCUCACAGGCCUGUAUGCUUGUAAGCCUCUGACACACCGCUGUGCGCUCUUUUGCCAUUCUCUGCUUGCUCUUCCCUUCCACCGCGGUGCGUUCUGGGGCACUGUUUUAUAAGAGCUUCUGGUGUUGGAACACAGUCGUUUGAAUGAAUAUGGAGAUUAGAGUCACUUAAGUGGAGUGGCUGUAUUUUUAACGACCACAUUAUUCAGGAAUGUCCAAAAUGGUAAAGAUCAGCUAGGUUUUGUUUGCAUAACAGCUUUUUCAUUAGUUUUAUGAUGUUUUUGUUUAGUUUUCAUAGUUGAUUUAUUAAUUCAUUAUAUUAUGUUUUUUAUUUUUGCUUAAGCGCUAUUUUUGGCGGUUAGCGUUACACUGUGUUAAAAUGGAUAGCUUGGUUCAAAGGCAAACAUUUAAUUGAGAAUCAACUGCCGUUUGCAUCACAAAAAAAAAAAAAAAAAAACCCAAAGAGGGCUACUGCGGAUCAUAGAGGUUGGUUUAUUUCAAAGAUGAUUAUAAAUGCAAGAUGGCCAAAUCAGCAACGCUCAAGUGCAUACGCACAGUUGUUUAGCUUGUGCGUUGCAGGUAGCACUGCUAGUACACGGUCAAGUACUCCAUCAUGCCAACCAUUGGCCAUGCUGUAAGUUUGCACACAUUAGCAAAAAGAAACAUAAGCUUAGGGA